UCAUCUUCCUUCAAAAUGGCUCUCAAUCGUGCUUCUUUCAUGUCUUUCCUUCUCAUCACUUUGGUGGCAGUUUCAUCUGCUAGUGAUUACUAUACUUACAAGUACACCCCUUCUCCAGUAUACAAGUCACCAAAAUACAGCCCAUCUCCCGUAUACAAGUCACCAGAAUACACCCCAUCUCCAGUAUACAAAUCACCAGAAUACACCCCAUCUCCAGUAUACAAGUCACCAGAAUACACUCAAUCCCCAGAGUACAAGUUACCAGAGUACACCCCAUCUCCAAUAUACAAGUCACCAAAAUACAGCCCAUCUCCCGUGUACAAGUCACCAGAAUACACCCCAUCUCCAGUAUACAAGUCACCAGAAUACACCCCAUCUCCAGUAUACAAGUCACCAGAAUACACUCCAUCCCCAGUGUACAAGUCACCAGAGUACACCCCAUCUCCAAUAUACAAGUCACCAAAAUACAGCCCAUCUCCCGUGUACAAGUCACCAGAAUACACCCCAUCUCCAGUAUACAAGUCACCAGAAUACACCCCAUCUCCAGUAUACAAGUCUCCAAAAUACAGUCCAUCUCCAGUCUAUAAGUCACCAGAAUACACCCCAUCUCUAGUGUACAAGUCACCAGAAUACACACCAUCUCCAGUAUACAAGUCACCAGAAUACACUCCAUCCCCAGUAUACAAGUCACCAGAAUACACUCCAUCCCCAGUAUACAAGUCACCAGAAUACACCCCAUCUCCAGUGUACAAGUCACCAGAAUACACACCAUCUCCAGUAUACAAGUCACCAGAAUACACUCCAUCCCCAGUAUACAAGUCACCAGAAUACACUCCAUCCCCAGUAUACAAGUCACCAGAAUACACCCCAUCUCCCGUGUACAAGUCACCAGAAUACACACCAUCUCCAGUAUACAAGUCACCAGAAUACACCCCAUCUCCAGUAUACAAGUCACCAGAAUACACUCCAUCUCCAGUCUAUAAGUCACCUGUCUACACUCCAUCCCCAGUCUACCAAUCACCUGAAUACAGUCCAUCUCCCGUGUAUAAGUCACCGGAAUACACUCCAUCCCCAGUGUACAAGUCACCAGAAUACACCCCAUCUCCAGUGUAUAAAUCACCAGAAUACACCCCAUCUCCAGUGUACAAGUCACCAGAAUACACCCCAUCUCCAAUAUACAAGUCACCAGAAUACAUCCCAUCUCCAGUAUACAAGUCACCAGAAUAUACUUCUUCUCCAGUGUACAACUCACCAGUUUACACACAAUCUCCAGUAUACGAGUCACCAGAAUACACCCCAUCAUCAGUGUACAAGUCACCAGAGUACACCACAUCUCCAGUUUACUCACCAUCACCAGUGUACGAGUCUCCAGAAUACACUGCAUCACCAAUCUACUCCCCAACUUACACCACUCCUACAUAUUCUCCAAGUCCCUCAUACGGCUAUUAAGAGAAAUCCAAUACUAAAUGAUUACUUGAUUUUGCAAUA
Messenger RNA from Beta vulgaris subsp. vulgaris (sugar beet), 1488 nucleotides. RefSeq names its product repetitive proline-rich cell wall protein 1-like. The record is from RefSeq and is a predicted model, not a curated record. Bases 16 to 1449 code for a protein of 477 amino acids. NCBI's taxonomy places the organism in Eukaryota, Viridiplantae, Streptophyta, Magnoliopsida, Caryophyllales, Amaranthaceae. The transcript is spliced from 2 exons.